Molecule: messenger RNA, 731 nt
Organism: Oryzias melastigma (Indian medaka)
Lineage: Eukaryota; Metazoa; Chordata; Actinopteri; Beloniformes; Adrianichthyidae
Product: prostate stem cell antigen
Exons: 3
Coding region: 334-642 (102 amino acids)
Source: RefSeq, a predicted model, not a curated record
UAAUAAUUAAUGUGUUUUUCCCCUUUAUCAGACUUCCUGGCAGUGGCACCUGUUACUGGUUAAACUAGUUUUCUUUCAGUGGAUUUACAUUAUUACACUUUAACUAAACCUGACUGAAUUUCUGACCAUCAACAAUUACACUGAAGAUAAGUCAGCUGUGCUUACAGUGAAUGCACGCCAGGGCCUCUUUUAUUUAGAUGAGUGGGGGGAGUCUUUUGUCACUAUAUAGGUCAGUUUGCAGGAAACGAAAGCAAACUUAGAAGCUGUCCACAAAGAGAGGGUAUUUCUUCAAACUGUUGUUCUCCUUGGACUGCUUAAUCUUUAAAGUUCAACAUGAUGCUUUUGAAACUUUUAAUUCUGUUCUUAACUUUGUCAGCAGCCUGUGGAUUGAGAUGCUACUCAUGCACAGCAGUCAAAUCCAAAUCCUGCACCGACACCGAAGCCUGCCCUGCCCUUUUAAACCGCUGUUACUCGCUCAAGGUGGAUGGUGUUGACAUUGUUACCAAGGGCUGCCAAACCAGUCUGAUGUGUGUUGAUCCAAUAUCCUGCUGUGAAGGGGAUCUGUGCAACAGCAGCGCACGACCUGGCUCCAGUUUCCUCUUGAUGAUGCUGACUUCAGCCGCGUUCAUACUUGUUCUCUAAUAGCCUAACAUUUGAGAUUUAGACUCCAAGUGUUUUCCAUGGAUUGUUUUUGAAAAACUAAAAGAGAAAUAAAGACAUUUUCUGUGUAA